AUCGUCGACUCAGACCUAACGAGAACCAGUCGAGUCGACCGUGCCAUUCCCUUCUCCACAAAACCUCCCGCCGCGAAGACCCCACCCAUUAAACCCUAGAAGUCGAGCCUCCCCUUGCCAUCGCCGCCGCAGCCACCAUGGGCUCCGCCAAGUCCUCCAAAUCCUCCAAGAAGCGGAAACCCGCCGCCCCGCCGCCAGAGUCGGACUCCGAGCAGGAGGAGACGGUCCACGAGACCGCCGCUGCCGAGGAAUUCAACCAAGAGGAGCAGCCGCAGCCGCAGCAGCAGUCGGACGCAGGAGACGAGCAACAUGAGCAUGGCAAGGAGGCGCAGGAGACGGGAAAGGAGAAAAAGAAGAAGAAGGACAAGGAGGGCUCCGGAAUCCUCACCAGCAUGCUCUUCUCGGAGCUCCCCAUCUCCGAGCUCACCGCCAAGGCCAUCAGGGAGAUGAACUACACCCACCUCGCCCAGAUUCAAGCUCGGUCGAUACCUCAUCUGUUGGAAGGAAGGGAUGUGAUGGGAGCUGCCAAGACUGGCUCAGGGAAGACCCUUGCGUUCCUCAUACCGGCGAUUGAGCUUCUCUAUAACCUGCAUUUCUCGCCGAGGAAUGGCACAGGAGUUAUUGUGGUUUGCCCUACAAGGGAGCUUGCCAUACAGACACAAAAUGUUGCUAAGGAAUUGAUGAAGUAUCACUCACAAACCCUCGGAUAUGUAAUUGGUGGUAAUGGCCGGAGAACUGAAGCUGACCAGCUUGCAAAGGGGGUCAAUUUGUUAGUAGCUACACCAGGCAGGCUGUUGGACCAUCUGCAAAACACCAAGGGUUUCAUAUAUAGAAGACUAAAGUGUCUUAUAAUUGAUGAAGCUGAUCGCAUUCUUGAGCAGAACUUUGAGGAAGACAUGAAACAAAUAUUUAAACGCCUUCCCCAGAAUCGGCAGACAGUUCUUUUUUCUGCGACACAAACGAAAGAGGUUGAAGAUUUUGCCAAGUUGUCAUUUGAGAAAAACGAAGAAAGGAAAGAAAAACCUGUUUAUAUCUCAGUUGAUGAUGGUAAAUCAAAUGCUACCGUGGAAGGCUUACAGCAGGGCUAUUGUGUCAUUCCUAGCGACAAGAGGUUUUUGGUUCUGUAUGCUUUCCUAAAAAAGAAACAGUCUAAGAAGGUCAUGGUGUUCUUUUCAUCAUGUAGCUCAGUAAAGUUCCAUGCAGAGCUUCUAAAUUUUCUCCAGAUAGAGUGUGAAGAUAUCCAUGGGAAACAAAAACAGCAGAAACGAACUACAACAUUCUUUAACUUCUGCAAGGCAGAAAAGGGCAUCUUAUUAUGCACUAAUGUGGCAGCACGUGGACUUGAUAUUCCUGAUGUGGAUUAUAUUGUGCAAUAUGACCCUCCAGAUGAACCAAAGGAUUACAUUCACAGAGUUGGUCGUACUGCACGUGGUGAAAAAGGCAAAGGAAGCGCCUUAUUGUUCUUGUUGCCACAAGAACUGAAGUUUCUUAUUUACCUGAAGGCAGCCAAGAUUUCUCUCACAGAAUACGAGUUCAAUAAUAAGAAUGUGCCAAAUUUACAAUCACAUCUUGAGAACAUCGUUGUCGAGAAUUACUUCCUAAACCAGUCAGCUAAGGAAGCCUACAGAUCCUACAUCUUGGCAUACAACUCACACGCCAUGAAGGACAUUUUUAAUGUUCAUGAUCUUGAUAUGAAGGCUGUAGCAGCAUCAUUCUGUUUUAAGAACCCUCCAAAAGUGAACCUCGACUUGGAGAGCAGCGCUUCUAAACGUCGGAAGACAAGGAAAGUGGAUGGUGGGGCGAGGAGGCAUGGUAUCAAUGCCGCAAAUCCUUAUGGAUGGAAGGGCGGUGAUGAUAACAGGCAGUUUGCAAGAUUCUAGAGGGCUAGCCAGCCAGCCUUUGAGUGGUCUGUAAUGAUGGUAAACUCUAAUGUUAAGCAUUGAUACCAUGCCUUUGAGUGUUUUAUGAUGUCUCUUGCGGUAAACUCUAAUGUUAGGCAGAGUCUGGAAGGCUCUUCUUUGCUCUGUAAGAUUUUGUUAGAUAGCUUGAUACUAUGGCACUGGGGUGUAAUGCAAUUUUACGUACUAGCUUAAUGCCUGGAUGAUUGAGAAACAAAAAGAGUCAGUCAGUCAGUCAGUCCCUGUUAUCGCAAGUGUUUUAGCCGAUGUUUGCUUCAGUUUUGUUCA
Molecule: messenger RNA, 2186 nt
Organism: Triticum aestivum (bread wheat)
Lineage: Eukaryota; Viridiplantae; Streptophyta; Magnoliopsida; Poales; Poaceae
Product: DEAD-box ATP-dependent RNA helicase 27
Exons: 12
Coding region: 138-1880 (580 amino acids)
Molecular function (GO): nucleic acid binding; RNA helicase activity; ATP binding
Source: RefSeq, a predicted model, not a curated record